Molecule: messenger RNA, 570 nt
Organism: Lachancea sp. 'fantastica'
Lineage: Eukaryota; Fungi; Ascomycota; Saccharomycetes; Saccharomycetales; Saccharomycetaceae
Source: the annotation of a GenBank genome assembly
AUGCUUGAAGGAAUUGUCGGGGGUUGGCGGGUAUGGGUAGUGGGGGGCCUAUGGGAAGGUGGUAGACGUGGGAACAAUUGCCUUCAUUUUAUUGAUGAUAUCGAGGGUUUUUUGGAUUGCGAGAAAGAUGUCCUGGCCGUCUUUGAGUCUGCGCAAGUUGAAGCAAUGGGUCUCACAGUAUUUGUUUUUGAUGCAGUCGCGCAAUUGAUAAAAACAAAGUCUUUCCCACCGCGUUCAAACUGUUGUUUACCGUCAAAUACGGUGAUGAGAUUGUAUUGUGGGAGUAAGAGUUCGCACUUGAGCGGGAGCGUACGUUUCAUACCUGGCAAGCUUAUUUGUUGGUGGGAGACGUGCAGUGGUAGUUUCAAGCCAUGCGCGGAUCCUUCUUUCGAUUUCGUUUUGAGAUUCGCAACAGAUGCGCACUCUCUGCUUUGGACGUUGCUUACCUGUUGGGAGAUAAUGCUUUUGACACUUUUUGCAGAAUAUCGAGACAAGAUCGUGCAAUGUGGUCGAGAACGAGUUGAUCGCGAUCGUAUGAGGAAUCGUGAAUGGCCCUUGAUCUGGCGAUGA